UCAAGUCCUUCCAUCAGCCUGCAGCAUGGCCCCACUAUUCCUGCCCCUGCUGGCAGCCCUGGCGCUGGCCCAGGUCCCUGCAGCCUUCCCUGAUGCCCUGGAAGCGGACAGCUCAGAGGACCGGGCCUUCCGCGUGCGCAUCGCGGGCGACGCGCCGCUGCAGGGUGUGCUGGGCGGCGCCCUCACCAUCCCGUGCCACGUUCACUACCUGCGGCCGCCGCCGAGCCGCCGCGCCGUGCUGGGCUCUCCGCGGGUCAAGUGGACCUUCCUGUCCGGGGGCCGGGAGGCCGAGGUGCUGGUGGCGCGGGGGCUGCGCGUCAAGGUGAGCGAGGCCUACCGGUUCCGCGUGGCGCUGCCUGCCUACCCCGCGUCGCUCACCGAUGUCUCCCUGGCGCUGAGCGAGCUGCGGCCCAACGACUCGGGCAUCUACCGCUGCGAGGUCCAGCACGGCAUAGAUGACAGCAGCGACGCUGUGGAGGUCAAGGUCAAAGGGGUUGUCUUUCUCUACCGGGAGGGCUCUGCCCGCUAUGCUUUCUCCUUCACUGGGGCCCAGGAGGCCUGUGCCCGCAUCGGAGCCCGCAUCGCCACCCCGGAGCAGCUCUACGCCGCCUACCUCGGGGGCUAUGAGCAGUGUGACGCUGGCUGGUUAUCAGACCAGACCGUCAGGUAUCCCAUCCAGACUCCAAGAGAGGCCUGUUACGGAGACAUGGAUGGCUUCCCUGGGGUUCGGAACUACGGAGUGGUGGACCCGGAUGACCUCUAUGAUGUCUACUGUUAUGCCGAAGACCUAAAUGGAGAGCUGUUCCUGGGUGCCCCUCCAGACAAGCUGACGUUGGAGGAGGCACGGGCAUACUGCCGGGAGCGGGGUGCAGAGAUUGCCACCACGGGCCAGCUGUAUGCAGCCUGGGAUGGUGGCCUAGACCGCUGCAGCCCGGGCUGGCUGGCCGAUGGCAGUGUGCGCUACCCCAUCGUCACACCCAGCCAGCGCUGUGGUGGGGGCCUCCCUGGUGUCAAGACUCUCUUCCUCUUCCCCAACCAGACCGGAUUCCCCAACAAGCACAGCCGCUUCAACGUCUACUGCUUCCGAGACUCUGCCCAGCCCUCUGCCACCCCUGAGGACUCCAGCCCAGCCUCUGACCUGGCCUCUGAUGGACUGGAGGCCAUUGUCACAGUGACAGAGACCUUGGAAGAACUGCAGCUGCCUCAGGAAGCUGUGGAGAGCGAGUCCCGUGGAGCCAUCUACUCCAUCCCUAUCAUGGAGGAUGCAGGGGGUGGAAGCUCCACUCCAGAAGACCCAGCAGAGGCCCCUAGGACCCUCCUAGAAUUCGAAACCCAAUCCAUUGUACCUCCCCUGGGGUCCUCAGAAGAGGAAGGUGAGGUGUUGGAGGAAGAAGAGAAAUACAAGGAUGAAGAAGAGAAGGAAGAGGAGGAAGAAGAGGAGGAGGUGGAGGAUGAGGCCCUGUGGGCCUGGCCCAGCGAGCUCAGCAGCCUGGAACCAGAGGCCUCUCACCCCACUGAGCUGGCCCUAGAGGAGUCGCUGUCCCGGGCAUCCCCGCCAGCGAAGGCAGUCCUACAGCCUGGUGCAUCACCACCUCCCGAUGGAGAGCCAGAGGCUCCCAGGCCUUCAAGGGUCCUUGGACCACCCACUGAGACUCUGCCCACUCCCAGGGAGGGGAACCUGGCAUCCCCACCACCUUCCACUCCGGAUGGGGCGAGAGAGGUGGGGGAGGAGACUGGGAGUCCUGAGCUGUCUGGGGUUCCUCGAGGAGAGAGUGAGGAGACAGGGAGCUCCGAGGAUGCCCCUGUCCUGUUUCCAGCCACACAAACCCCUGAGGGUACCAGGGAGCUGGAGGCCCCCUCCGAAGAGAAUUCUGGAAGAACUAUCCCAUCGGGGACCUCAGUGCAGGCCCAGCCAGUGCUGCCCACUGACAGCGCCAGCCGCGGUGGAGUGGCCGUGGCCCCCUCAUCAGGUGACUGUGUCCCCAGCCCAUGCCACAAUGGGGGGACAUGCUUGGAGGAGGAGGAGGGGGUCCGCUGCCUAUGCUUGCCUGGCUAUGGGGGGGACCUGUGCGAUGUUGGCCUCCGCUUCUGCAGCCCUGGCUGGGAUGCCUUCCAGGGCGCCUGCUACAAGCAUUUUGCUACGCGAAGGAGCUGGGAGGAGGCAGAGACCCAGUGCCGGCUGUAUGGCGCGCACCUGACCAGCAUCAGCACGCCCGAGGAGCAGGACUUCAUCAACAAUCGAUACCGGGAGUACCAGUGGAUCGGGCUCAAUGACAGGACCAUCGAAGGCGAUUUCCUGUGGUCGGACGGCGUCCCCCUGCUCUAUGAAAACUGGAACCCUGGGCAGCCUGACAGCUACUUCCUGUCCGGAGAGAACUGCGUGGUCAUGGUGUGGCAUGACCAGGGACAAUGGAGCGAUGUGCCCUGCAACUACCACCUGUCCUACACCUGCAAGAUGGGGCUGGUGUCCUGUGGGCCUCCACCAGAGCUGCCCCUGGCUCGAGUGUUUGGCCGCCCACGGCUGCGCUAUGAGGUGGACACGGUGCUUCGUUACCGGUGCCGGGAGGGGCUGGCCCAGCGAAACCUGCCACUGAUCCGCUGCCAGGAAAACGGUCACUGGGAGCCCCCCCAGAUCUCCUGUGUGCCCCGCAGGCCUGCUCGAGCUCUGCGCCCAAUGGAGGCCCCAGAAGGACAUCAGGGGAGGCUACUGGGGCACUGGAAAGCGCUACUGACCCCCCCUUCCAGUCCCACUCCAGGUCCCUGAGGGUCAAGGCCUUGAACACUGCUGCCCCCAGCACUGCCUUCCCCCUCAACCCUCCCUUGAACCUGUGCUCUUCCCACCACAGAAAGUGACACCAUGAGCCGGGUGGAGCUCAAGUCCAGGUGGUAGCGCCUCAAGGGGCUUCUGGGAAAUAUCUGGGCAGCUCCUGCCCUGCCUCGCCCUCUCACCCCUACCCUGGGCAUCAGGUUUUUCCCUCAGGGCCUCAAGUAAGUCCCUAAGUGCCUUGACUGCCCUCUCCUUGCCAGCCAUCCUGUUCUCUCCAUUCCCCUGGGGAAUUCCCCUGUGCCCACUCAUCCUCAGUUUUCGGAGGAAAUGGGUUUGCAGGAUGAAGGACCUGUAAAAACCAGCAGGAAAUAAAACUGCAUUUGA
Molecule: messenger RNA, 3151 nt
Organism: Diceros bicornis minor
Lineage: Eukaryota; Metazoa; Chordata; Mammalia; Perissodactyla; Rhinocerotidae
Gene: BCAN
Product: brevican
Exons: 13
Coding region: 26-2764 (912 amino acids)
Biological process (GO): cell adhesion
Molecular function (GO): hyaluronic acid binding
Source: RefSeq, a predicted model, not a curated record